Aspergillus tanneri is the source of this 1842-nucleotide messenger RNA. Its product is annotated as MFS transporter. The record is from RefSeq and is a predicted model, not a curated record. Bases 1 to 1842 code for a protein of 613 amino acids. The transcript is spliced from 3 exons. Gene Ontology annotation, molecular function: transmembrane transporter activity. NCBI's taxonomy places the organism in Eukaryota, Fungi, Ascomycota, Eurotiomycetes, Eurotiales, Aspergillaceae. Gene Ontology annotation, biological process: transmembrane transport.
AUGACAACUGUUGAUCAAAGUGAGAAUCAAGUUGAGGCCCCUUCCAGGCCUCAUUCACCUGAGAGAAGUAUGGAAGGGCCGAUAUCUUCGGACCAGACAGAUAGGCAAUCAUGGCAAGAUACUGGCCAGUCAACAGGAUCGAGCAGCUCGGUGGACUAUGAUCCUCGGUCUCACGCACUCCGUUCACGUAAUACGGAAGUCGACCUGGAGCGUUAUCAGACAGCUGCAUCGAAUUCUCUGAGCCGGAUCGAAACCCAACGACUGCAGCAUGCUAUGACCGUGGGUGAAAGCGUCAAGGCACGACCUUCCAGAGCCCCCUUGCCUCCGUUUGGUGCUGGUAAACCCUAUCCGCCACUCCUACCCCCUCAAGAAGAGUAUGUUGUAGAAUUCGACGGAAAAGAUGACCCGUUGUAUCCCCAGAACUGGCCAUUAGGAAGAAAAACUUACAUCAGCACCAUUCUGGCGUUCACCAGCAUCUGCUCCACUUUUGAUUCCGCCAUUUUUGGCUCUUCGACUAACAAUGUUGCCCGGGUGUUUGGGGUUGGCGUGGAGGUUGCGAGUCUUUCUAGUUCCCUCUAUAUCAUCGGCUACGCUUCUGGGCCUCUGAUUUGGGCCCCAUUAUCCGAGCUCAAGGGCCGUCGUUUGCCCAUCAUUAUCAGUAUGAUGGGAUUUGGUAUAUUUAAUAUCGGCGUAGCAGCAUCCAAGGAUAUACAGACUCUCAUGUUAUGCCGGUUCUUCGCCGGUAUCUUCGGCAGUUGUCCACUGGCCGUAGUAGCGGCCAUUUUCUCGGACAUAUAUAACAACCGCACCCGUGGCAUCGCGAUCGCCAUGUUCUCGAGUACCGUCUUUCUCGGGCCUCUUCUGGCGCCGUUCAUCGGUGGCUUUAUCAAUACGUCCUACCUGGGUUGGCGAUGGACAGCUUACCUCCCAGCGAUCAUGGGCUUCUUCGCUUUUGUGUUGAACCUGUUUUUUCUGAAGGAGUCGUAUCCGCCGGUUGUUUUAAUCGACAAGGCUGCCCUGCUGCGCCGGCGCACCAAAAACUGGGGCAUCCACGCAAAACAGGAGGAAAUCGAAGUUGAUCUUCAAGAGUUACUAAUCAACAACUUUUCACGUCCGCUUCGGCUACUGAUCAGGGAACCAUUGAUCUUAGCAGUGACAGUAUAUCUCAGCUUCAUCUACGGCUUGCUCUACUGUUUCAUGACGGCGUAUACAAUUGUUUUUCAGGGUGUCCAUGGCAUGACUGCGGGUGUAGGCGGACUGCCUUUGUUUGGCAUGGUUGUGGGCUUGCUUAUUGCAGGCUCCUAUAGCAUCUAUUCGAGCAGGGGAUAUAAUGCCAAGUUAGAGGCGAACGGGGGUAUUCCCGUUCCAGAAUGGCGUCUCCCGCCAGUGAUCGUGGGAGGCAUCCUCUUCGCUGUCGGGCUUUUCUGGUUUGGCUGGACCGGAUUCACGGGUAGCAUUCCCUGGAUUGUGCCCACGUUGAGCGGGCUCUUCACUGGCUUCGGACUUUUGAUCGUAUUCAUCCAAUUGUUCAACUACCUUAUCGACACAUAUCUGAUGUUUGCUGCAUCUGCAAUUGCAGCAAAUACUUUCUGCCGUUCACUACUGGCCUCCAGUUUUCCGCUCUUCUCACGGCAGAUGUUCAACAACAUGGGGAUUCAGUGGGCUGCCACGCUCUUAGGAUGCCUGGCCACCAUUCUUGUGCCGAUUCCUAUAUGCUUUUAUUUCUUUGGUAAGAAACUGAGAAUGAGAAGUAAAUUUGCGCCUAUUUAUGAAAAGGCUGGCGUGACGGAGAUUGCAGAGAAUGAGCUUGUCGAGGGACCUGACGAGACUGCCAGGAACUAG